Hevea brasiliensis (rubber tree) is the source of this 1972-nucleotide messenger RNA. Its product is annotated as receptor-like cytosolic serine/threonine-protein kinase RBK2. Gene Ontology annotation, biological process: protein phosphorylation. Lineage: Eukaryota; Viridiplantae; Streptophyta; Magnoliopsida; Malpighiales; Euphorbiaceae. Gene Ontology annotation, molecular function: protein kinase activity; ATP binding. The record is from RefSeq and is a predicted model, not a curated record.
CUCUCUCUCUCUUCUUUUCUCCUUGAGACGUUCCCUUGGCCUGCUUCUUUGGUUUGGUCACCAAUCCUUAGAUUCCAUGGAAAAUGGACCAGAACCUUCAGUUUCUUCCUGGACAUUGCCAGAGAAGAACAAGAAAAUACAACUAUUCCUGUUGAAGAAGAAAAUACAACUAUUCCUGUUGAACAAGAAAAUACAACUAUUCCUGUUGUUGGCAGAAUAAAACGACAAGGGUUCUCUGAUACUCUUUCAUCCAAUGAAUUGAGAUCUUUGAAUGCAGAGCAGGAGGAGGAGGGCCAAAAAGAGGGUGAUGAAGAAUCCUUACCGAGAGGAGUUUUAGAAGACUGUUCAAUUAGCUUAGAAUCUGAAACACUUUCCUAGGACAACAAUUCAAAUAGUUUAGAAUCUGAAACAGCUUCCAGGGCCAGCACUUCAGGCUCUGAAGGCCAACUGAACCCAUUAGUUGCUACUCACUGGCGUGACUUCUUUCGGGGACUUAAGAAGGGAGCUGCAAGACGCAUUCAAGCCUUAUCUCCUCCUAAAAAACAUGGCCCCAAGCUCACCAGAAGUAAGACCAAAAGAAUUAGAGAGGAAUUGAUUCCAGUUAUAAGUUCUCCAUUGGAUGCUGAUCUCUACUGUCUUAAAUCGUCCUGGCAGAACUUUUCACUCUCAGAAAUCAAAACUGCAACCAAUAAUUGUAGUCAUGAGAAUUUGAUUGGAGAAGGAGGCUAUGCUGAAGUUUACAAGGGGCAAUUACAAGAGGGGCAGCUUGUUGCAAUAAAAAGGCUAACCAGAGGUUCCCCAGAAGAGAUGACUGUUGAUUUCUUAUCGGAGCUUGGCAUUAUGGUUCAUGUUGAUCAUCCCAACAUUGCUAAAGUGAUUGGCUAUGGAGUUGAAGGGGGAAUGCAUCUUGUGCUUCAAUUGUCUGCUCAUGGAAGCCUUGCAUCUAUACUUUACGGCCCAAAGGAAAAACUGGACUGGCCAAUCAGACACAAAAUUGCUGCAGGAACUGCUGAUGGUCUUCAAUAUCUGCACGAGGGCUGCCAAAGAAGAAUUAUUCACAAGGAUGUCAAGGCUUCUAAUAUAUUGCUCACUGAGGAUUUCGAGCCUCAGUUAACUUGGAACUCCAUAUUUGUGCAGAUUUCUGAUUUUGGGCUUGCAAAAUGGUUACCUGAGCACUGGACUCAUCACACUGUAUCAAAAGUUGAAGGGACAUUUGGUUACCUUCCUCCCGAGUUCUUCAUGCAUGGCAUAGUAGACGAAAAAAUAGAUGUUUAUGCUUAUGGGGUAUUACUAUUAGAGCUCAUUACUGGAAAGCAAGCAAUUGACUGUUCUCAGCAAAGCCUUGUGAUGUGGGCUAAACCUUUGCUUGUGAAGGACAGGAUCAAGGAGCUCGUGGAUCCAACCCUUGCAGAUGCAUAUGAUGAGGAACAAAUGGAAAUUUUGGCCCUUACAGCUUCUUUCUGUAUAUAUCAAUCUUCAAUGCAACGACCUCACAUGAACCAGAUUGUAGAGAUUUUAAAAGGAAAUAAAGACAUUUUGGAAGAGGUAAAAGACCUCCAGAACUCUAUACACCAAAGGACAUACUCUGAGGAGCUCUUUGAUGCAGACGAAUACAACUCAACAAAGUAUCUAAAAGAUAUAAAUCGACAAAUGGAGAUUGUUAAUGUGAUAUCUCCAAGAUUGCAGAAGAAGUGUAAAGACAAACUGAAAACUUAGAAACCAUGUAAAAUUUUUUAACCAGUUUGUUUAUUCCAUGAAUCUGGGCUCCUGAUCGUCCCACAAGCGAAAUAUGGAGUUAAAACCACAGGACUACUACAACAGUUUUGAAGAGACAAAAGGAGCGGAAAGAGCAAUGCACUGCAGUGCAUACCAAUUGGUGUAUCAGCAAGUGGAUAGUGUAAGAUUUAUUUGUUUUGCUAUGAAGUUGAAUAUAAAUGUAUAAUUUUGUAAUAGAAAAUUUCCAAUUUCCAUU